Molecule: messenger RNA, 975 nt
Organism: Linnemannia hyalina
Lineage: Eukaryota; Fungi; Mortierellomycota; Mortierellomycetes; Mortierellales; Mortierellaceae
Source: the annotation of a GenBank genome assembly
AUGCCAGUUCAACAAACCGUGAACAGCGGCGUGCAUAGUGCUGCACAUCUCGGACAAGGGGUGUACAAGAAGGGCACAGGCUUUUUGCAAGACUUUAGGGACUUUAUCAACAAAGGUAAUGCCUUUGACCUGGCUGUCGCCUUCAUUCUGUCUGCUGCCAUUGCAGCGGUCGUCAAGUCUCUGGUCGAGGAUAUUAUUACGCCGUUGUUUGGUCUGGCAAACAACCGAAACUUGGACGAGACGUUUGUUGUCCUCCGGUGUGGACAAACAUGCUCGUACCCCACCCGCGCUCAAGCACAACAGGAUGGAGCUGUUACGUGGAACUGGGGUCGGUUUAUUAACACGAUCAUCUACCUGAUUUUGAUCGGAUUGUUCCUCUUUAUCAUCGUCAAACUUUACUACAGUGCAAGGCGCAAGGAACUGAUCAAAGACAAGGCAUGCCCUUACUGCUGCAAGGACGUCAACGGCUCAGCAGCUCGUUGCCCAUUCUGCACCUGCUGGCUCGAGAACGACAUCCGCCGUAAAGUCGAGAGCGAGUACGUUGAUUCCAAGUCAUCUUCCUUUCCGAGUAGAGAGAGAAGCUUGUCGACGACUACUUUGGGCACUUCGAAUGGGGUCUUCAAAGAGAAGAGGUCGAUGGAUGUCAUGAACAACAAUAGCAACAGCGGCGAUCACCUCCACGAAAGCCACAACAACAACAAUGAUACUACCAAAAUGAUGACGGGUGCAGGAGUUGUAACUGGAGCUAUGGGCAGUGGAGGAGCCGUGUACAACGAUUCGAUCAACAAUGCAAACAGCGGUAUUAAUAUGAACAGUAUGAACAAUGGAUACAUGAGUAACCAGAACAACUUGUACACUAACCCAUUGCCCGGUCAGAGGCAGGACUGGUAUGAUGGUAUGGGGGUCCCGACGCAGCAGCAAGGCCUUGGAUAUGAUGGUAUGGGAGUUGACCAGUUUGGUCGCGGUGGUGUUUGA